UGGUAGCAUUUUGUUUUUGAUGUUUUAAUAAAUAUGAUCGGAACAAUACAGUCUUAUGACCAACGACGUAGAGCUGGUUUUAUUCAAGGAAAAGAUGGUGAUUCUCUUUAUUACUUUUCGAAAUCCAGUGUGUCAGAUAACAGCCUACACAUUCAUCCUGGCGUAGAUAUUGAAUUUGAGCCGUAUGAGUAUGGAGAUAAAACAGUUGCUGUCAGAAUUCGAAGGAGUAAGUUUAAUGAACUGAACACAGCACAUCACAAAUCGCAGACUUAUUCCCAGGGUCAUUCCAGAAACAAUGAGUUAUUUUCUAAUUAUCCUGGACCUAAUGCACUUCCCCACCAUUAUAAUGCAAACCCAAAACAGAAUUCACAUGGUAUAAAAAACCAUGCCACAACAAACUAUAUGUCCAACCAUUCACAUUCAAGCAGCUAUGACCAGUCAUAUGAUAACAGCUCCAUGCCUAGAAGCAAAGAGCAUGGUGAAGGUAUGGCUUUGAAACAUACUUCUCACCACAAACCUGUACAUCAGAAAAUAGGUGGAGAGUCACAAGAUUCUUUCUAUUCCCAUGCGAAAACGGAAAGGGGUCUUAAAAAUGUAAAUAGAAUGCUACAAAAUCAAGAACAAGAUUCUUUAUAUUCCAAUGCAGAAUCUGAAAGGGGUCUUAAAAAUGUAAAUAGAAUGCUACGGAAUGAUGAACAGAAAAAUGUCCCUCUUGAAAAAAAGAUGAAUGAAAUGCAUAUCUCUCAAGCUGGUUACUCGCUUAAAAACAUUGCAUUGGUUCAACCGCUUUCAAAAGAAACAGGCCCGAAAAAUAGAGGUGAUGCAAGAGUGUAUCAAUCCAGUAUAAAACAACACUUUACGCCUGUAAAAGAAGGGAAAAGUGCUCCACAAUCGCAGCAAAAACCUCUAACAAAAGACCAGCAAAUAUUACUGACACAAAUAGAGCAAAACAAAAAACUUUUACGAGGUUUAGACCUUUCAAAGCUGCCUGACAGAGGAAAACGAAUGAAAGAUAAAAUUUCAAAUUUAGAAGCUCAAUUUACUGAGAUGCGACUGAAACAACCUGAAGAAGAAGUCAACAUCUUCAAGGAUCGAGAGGUCCCUGUGAUAAAACAGUCCUCCGAGCACAGAAGAGCUAUUCUUAUUGAUUUAACUGACGAAUCAGAUGCUGUGAGAGGUGCAGGCCAUGAAGUAAUGCCUAGGAAUCAUGUGGAUAACUAUUAUGGUGGGAGAAUGACUGCCAAUCGACUUAAUGCUGUCACAAGGGUUACCAGUGAAGCUAUUGAGUUACUACACACCUCAUUGGAGACAUGCCCUCCUGCUGCAAGUGAAGUUUCUGACCCAAAGGGCUUAAAAGUUAAACUUAUGACUCAUCAAAGGCAAGCAUUGGCUUGGUUAAUUUGGAGAGAAAAAGAAUCAAUUUCUGGCGGAAUCCUCGCAGAUGAUAUGGGACUUGGCAAAACAUUGACCAUGAUUUCACUGAUUCUCAAACAGCUUCAAAAAGCUGAUUUGGUCAAAAAAGAAGUAAAAACCGAAGUAAAAUCAGAAGUUUCCGAUGUAAAUCAAGUGGUCAAGAUAAAGGAGGAAGCUCCAUCAGAAGCAACAAAUGAAAAAGCUGUAAAAUCGGAAGUGAAAACAAAAAUAACAUCAAAAUACUUUAAUGUCAAGAAGGAAGUAAAAGAUGAAGUUUCUGAAGAUCCGAAAAAUGAAGAUGAAAUAGAAAAUUUGUUUCCAUCGAACUCCACGUUGAUCCUCGCUCCUGCAUCACUUAUCUUCCACUGGAAGAAUGAGAUUAAUAAUCGUUGUCAUAAAGAUUUGCUCAGCAUUCAUCUUUACCAUGGUAAAGAUAGAGAGAGAGAUGCAGAAAAACUUGCAGAGUUCGAUGUUGUGAUUACUACAUAUGAUGUUGUCAGACGAACUCAUCCGAAACCACCAAAACAAACGGGUUUAACCACCGACACCAAACCUGUAACUAUUGACACAAAAUCUGAUCCAUUAGAGCAUGCAUUGUUCCUUAUAAAGUGGCGGCGUGUAAUACUAGAUGAGGCACAUCAGAUCAGGAAUUUUAAAAGUCAAACUUCCAUGGCUGCUUGUGCAUUGAAUGCUCAUUCAAGAUGGGCUAUGUCUGGCACACCGGUACAGAACCAGGAAUCGGACAUGUACGCUAUGAUUAAGUUCUUACAUUGCUCACCAUUUGAUGAACAUAAGUUAUGGAAGAAUCAAGUCAGCAACAACACAACGCGUGGACAGCAGCGGUUAAAGACGCUUGUAUCAUGCCUUGUGCUGAGAAGAGAAAAGAAUCAGCGUGGAUUGGACGGAAAACCUCUCGUAAAACUUCCUGAGAGGAAAUUUGAAGUUCAUAAGUUGAAGCUGAAUGAUGUUGAACGCGAAGUGUAUGAUAAACUCAAAUCUGAAUCACAAGCUGCAUACAAGUCAUAUGAGCAUAGUAAAGAUGGCUCACACAGAACCAACCAUAUUGAAGAGAAGAAAAAAAUGUCAGCGACCACUUUGCUGGUCAUGUUGUUAAGGUUACGUCAAUGUUGCGGCCAUCUUCAUUUACUACAAGAUACUUUUGACCCUGAGUUACUACAGAAAGAGAAAGAAGAAAUCGCUGUUGAAGAUUUGUUUCAAUCAAUGAACAUUGGAGCUUCAGCCUCUUCAUUUUCAAGUGACAAAUACUCAGACAAGAGCAAAGCAAAGUAUUUUGAAAUUUCCCAACCAAGCAGUAAAAUAACUUUUGUAAUGGAUACUCUGAAGAAAUUAUCUGUUGAGAAGCCAGAUGAUAAAUGCGUGAUCAUCAGCCAAUGGACGAGCAUGCUCAACAUACUGGCACACCACUUGGCGGCAGCAAAGUUCUCGUAUGCUGUAAUAGACGGAAGUGUCAAUGCAAGGAAACGAAUGGAGCUGGUCGAUAACUUUAACAAAAAUCCAGUCAAACCAAAAAUAAUGUUGAUAUCACUACAAGCUGGUGGAGUUGGAUUAAACUUGAUUGGUGGAAAUCAUCUAUUUCUGUUGGACAUGCAUUGGAACCCAGCAUUGGAAAAGCAGGCAUUUGAUCGCAUUUACCGAGUUGGACAAAAGAAAGAAGUUUUUGUUCACAAGUUUAUCAUGGAGGAAACAGUUGAGGAACAAAUACUGCAACUGCAAGAAAGAAAACUCUCGAUUGCGAAAGCUGUGAUGGAAGGUGCUGGUGUUGAAAACAAAGUCAAACUUACUCUGGCCGACAUGAAAGUGUUGUUUGGAAUUUAAUCUUUAUCUUUAAAGCUGGAUUUUAGAUCAAUCCUAUAAGAAUUCCAUUCCGGAAGCUCAAACGAAUAUUUUAAGUAAAGGAAUGACAUUUAAACUCGGAUUGCAACAACUUUAGUUAAGCUUUGGUAACUGUAUUAACUAUUAACUUAUAGUUUUUAAAGCUCUGGUGUUAAAAACCUAAAUAUUACUUUGUUAUUGCAGUUAAACUUCUGAAAAUCAUGAAAAUUAUCAUUUGUUCACUGUUCUGUUUAUCAAAUAGGAAAUUAUUAUCACUGCCAGUUCAUUUUUAUCGCUUUUCUAUUUCUUUUCAACUUUUUUUUUGUUGAAACACUUCUUAUUUUAAUUGCUCGCUCCUUUCUUUAAAUAAAUUUCUGUAUGCGCAUCUUGAAA
Ciona intestinalis (vase tunicate) is the source of this 3639-nucleotide messenger RNA. The record is from RefSeq and is a predicted model, not a curated record. NCBI's taxonomy places the organism in Eukaryota, Metazoa, Chordata, Ascidiacea, Phlebobranchia, Cionidae.